Messenger RNA from Hordeum vulgare subsp. vulgare (domesticated barley), 3331 nucleotides. Its product is annotated as WD repeat and HMG-box DNA-binding protein 1. Gene Ontology annotation, biological process: DNA-templated DNA replication; DNA repair; mitotic cell cycle. Lineage: Eukaryota; Viridiplantae; Streptophyta; Magnoliopsida; Poales; Poaceae. Gene Ontology annotation, molecular function: protein binding; chromatin binding. Bases 74 to 3106 code for a protein of 1010 amino acids. The transcript has 12 exons. The record is from RefSeq and is a predicted model, not a curated record. Gene Ontology annotation, cellular component: nuclear replication fork.
GGCCAAUCUCACGAAAUCCCAUCAGCUCACCAAGAAAUCCUCGGACGCGAAGCAUCUCUCUCGCGGCAUCGCCAUGAAAGGCCGCGCGGUUAAGCUUCGGGAGGCGCACAAGGCGGGCUCGGGCUCCCCGGCCUUCUGUUCAGUCGCCUGGUCCCCCGGGGGACAGCACGUCGUCACCGCGUCCGCCGCCGACGUCGCCAUCCUGAUCCACGACGCCGCCGCGGGGACCGGGGCCCGUGGCUCUGGUUCAGCCGCGGCCGUCGCCACGAUCCGGCUCCACAAGGACGGCGUGACGGCCGUCGCCCUCGCGCCGGGCUCCGGCGGCUCGCUCGCGUCCGGUUCCAUCGACCACUCGGUCAAGUUCUACUCCUUCCCAGACGGCACGUUCCAGAGCAACGUUGCCCGGUUCACCCUCCCAAUCCGCUCGCUGGCGUUCAACAAGAAGGGCGCCCUUUUGGCCGCCGCCGGCGACGAUGACGGCAUCAAGCUGAUUGCUACAGUCGACAACACGAUCUCCAAGGUGCUCAAAGGCCACAAGGGCUCCGUGACCGGGCUGGCUUUUGACCCCAAAAAUGAUUAUCUGGCAUCAAUCGACAGCUUUGGCACUGUCAUCUUUUGGGAUCUUUGUUUGGGCAGCGAGGCACGCAGCUUGUCGUGUGUUGCCCCGACAUUCGGUUCCGACCACUCGGUGAAGAAUACCCUGUGCUGGAGUCCCGAUGGGCACACCCUUGCUGUUCCUGGGCUGAGGAACAAUGUGGUCAUGUAUGACAGGGACACCGCGGAGGAGGUAUUCACAUUGAAAGGAGAACAUGAGCAGCCAAUAUGCAGCCUUUGCUGGUCCCCGAAUGGGAGGUACCUGGCAACUGCUGGCCUCGACAGGCAGGUGCUUGUGUGGGAUGUGAAGUCAAGGCAGGACAUCGAGAGGCAGAAGUUUGAUGAAAGGAUAUGUAGCAUGGCAUGGAAACCGGAGGAUAAUGCUAUAGUACUCAUUGAUGUAAUGGGCAAAUUUGGGAUUUGGGAAUCAGUGGUCCCUUCGACUAUGAAGUCGCCCAUUGAGGGUGCGCCUGAGCUAAACCCGCCAAGGGUUCCUUUGUUUGAUGACGAAGAUGAGGAAGAAAAGCCAAGCACAUCGGCUGGUUUUGAUGAUGAGGUCGAUGAAAGCCUUGGUGAUUCAGCACCUUUCAACCACAAGCGGUUGAGGAGAAAGGCCACAUUUGAUGACCACAUGAAUAGAGAUAGCGAAGAUGAGGACAUGAUACAUGAGAUGCAGCCAGUGAAGAGAACAAAAGGUAGGCACAAAGAUGACAAAGAGGGUGCUAAGAAGGCAAUGGAUGAUUCAGCAACUUCCGGAAGGUUGGUUACAGCAAGAAUGCAAGCUGCCUUCCAAUCCGGGUCAACACCAUCUCAUCCUGGCAAGCGAAAUUUCCUUGCUUACAACAUGCUUGGAAGUAUUACCACCAUUGAAAAUGAGGGGCACUCGCAUGUAGAGGUCGACUUCCACGACACAGGAAGAGGCCCCAGAGUCCCUUCCAUGACGGACUAUUUUGGUUUCACCAUGGCUGCACUGAAUGAAUCAGGAAGCGUGUUUGCAAAUCCAUGCAAGGGCGACAACAAUAUGAGCACUCUUAUGUAUCGCCCCUUCAGCAGCUGGGCUGGUAACAGUGAGUGGUCAAUGAGGUUUGAGGGAGAAGAAGUGAAGUCUGUGACUCUUGGUGCUGGAUGGGUUGCUGCAGUCACAAGUUUAAAUCUUUUGCGCAUCUUCACCGAAGGGGGCUUGCAGAUGCAUAUCCUCUCAGUCAGUGGUCCAGUGGUUACCGUGGCAGGUCAUGGGGAUCAGCUAGCAAUUGUCACACAUGCUUCAGAUUGCCUACCCUCGGGAGAUCAGGUCCUAGAUGUUAAGGUAUUCAACAUAACUGAGGGGGCACAAUCUGCGUCUGGUCGCCUUGUCUUGACUCCAUCCUCUCAUCUAGCUUGGUUUGGUUUCAGUGAGAAUGGCCAACUUAGUUCAUAUGACUCCAAGGGAAUACUGAGGGUCUUUUCUGGUCAGUUUGGUGGGAGUUGGCUUCCUGUGUUCAGUUCAACCAAGGCAAGAAAAUCUGAAGAUGAAAGCCACUGGGUGGUGGGUUUAGAUGCUAAUAAUAUAUUCUGCAUUCUAUGCAAAUCCCCUGAAAGUCAUCCUCAGGUGAUGCCCAAGCCUGUUCUAACUAUACUUGAGCUGUCAUUUCCUCUUGCUUCAUCUGACCUCGGAGCCAAUAGUUUGGAAAACGAGUUCAUGACAAGGAAGUUGCAUCUCUCACAGAUCCAAAAGAAAAUAGAAGAAAUUGCUGCUCUGGGUCUGGACACAGCUGCAUUUGAAGAUGAAGCAUUCAAUACAGAGGCUGCACUUGACCGGUGCAUCCUGAGACUAAUAUCUACUUGUUGCAAUGGUGAUAAGCUAGUCCGAGCCACUGAGCUUGCAAAGUUACUGACGUUGGAGAAAUCAAUGAAGGGAGCAUUAACACUUGUUACACGCUUGAAACUUCCUAUAUUACAAGAGAAGUUCAGUUCAUUACUUGAGGAGAGAAUGUUAAACGACGCAAGAAUGACUGGAACAGCUGGUGUUUGCUCGAACCCGGCCAGUACAAACUACUCACCAGCGCUCAAUAAAAUCCAACCUGCUAAAAUUGUGCAAAAUGGAAAUAACUUGGAGGCAUCCACACCAAACCCUUCUGCCCGACGAAGCAGUGCAGCUGGAUCUAAGAAGGCAGAAUUAGAACAGCCAAAAAAUAUGAAGGAAAACACUGCAAAGCUUUCACCCGCGGUCACCCCUUCAGCCAAGAUACCCAAGAAGACCGAUACCUCUGAAGGGAAAGCAAAGAGGGAGAGGGAUGGAACAGCGGGCGUGAGUACAGCUGAACAGAUUCUGAAAGGAGGCAUUGAUCAGGCUGGUGCUAAAAAUAAGAGCAGUGAAGACGGCAGCCGAGGAGAGCCUCAACGGCCACUUAACCCAUUUGCAAAAUCUUCAUCCAACAAAGAACAGUCAUCAUCGCUUUUGGAUUCCAUAAAAAAGAUGAAGGUUGAAAGCGAGAAAGUUGAUAAAGCCAACAGCAAGAAGGUGAAAGUAUAAUUGUUUUUUCUUGUCAUUUGGACCUGAACCUGCAGGAUGGAAACUGGCAGUCAGUCACCUUUAACUAACAUAUGAAGUGCUUUUCCUUUCCACUUAAAAUUCUGGUAGUGUAGUUGGACAGCUCCUGAGUUUACUUUGUAGUCUGGAUGUACUUUUCGGACAAUAAACUUUGUAGCUUGGAUGUUCUAUUCAUAUCGUCGUUUAUAAUAUUCAUCCCCUGUCGAA